GUUCGCUAUUCCAAGGUUCUGUGCUCAGGCAUCAAGGCACGCACAGGCACAAAUGUACGAAAAGGUCGGCAUUUCCGUGUCCACGGCCAAUACUUCUCUGGCAGGAGAGCAACAUGUUGCGCAAUUCUGCAUCACAACAUCGCACCCACUUCGCAGCUGGCUGCUUCUACGGGUAAUUGCAGCCGCCUGUCAUACACUUGAGCAUUUUGACAAGAGCAUUGAAGAUUCACUAUACUGGGUCGUCGAGACAAGCAUUUGCCUAUGUGCUGCGAUAUCCACCCGUGCUCUCUAUAUGACCCCGAACCACAGUGGACAUGAAAUCAGGCUGCGGCACAGGACCCGAACCUCAACUUGUGGUGAGGCUGUAGCGGUGCAUGGAAUCGCCAAAGCGAAGAAAGCGAGCAUUGCCCCACCCGAGGUUCACUUCAUGCAUCUAUCGACCAAUCAGAAGCAGUGUUGGUCGCGAGUAACAGACUUCAGCUUCUCAAAGCCUGCCUUCUCGAGACAGACCGACAACUCAAUGUAGGAGGGCCAAGAUGGUCUUCAGAUCGGUAGAUGAUGUGAAGAGGAUAUAUAAGCUGCCUAGAAUCGCCCUUG
Macroventuria anomochaeta is the source of this 597-nucleotide messenger RNA. RefSeq lists its product as uncharacterized. Lineage: Eukaryota; Fungi; Ascomycota; Dothideomycetes; Pleosporales; Didymellaceae. The coding region runs from base 53 to 526 and encodes 157 amino acids. The transcript has a single exon. The record is from RefSeq and is a predicted model, not a curated record.